Molecule: messenger RNA, 588 nt
Organism: Amoebophrya sp. A120
Lineage: Eukaryota; Dinophyceae; Syndiniales; Amoebophryaceae
Source: the annotation of a GenBank genome assembly
UUCGGCCCGGACAGCGGCCGGAUGCCUCCCACGUACAACAUCCACAACCUGGACUACGUGUUCGGGCAGGCCGACCCCGACAACUCGCAGAUGCUGCCGCAGUACGCACCCGACCCCGAUUGCCCGAGCGACGACGCGUUCCGGGUCACGCUGGAGAUCACCGCCGCGCCCACCACCGUGAAGCUCCCGAUCGACACGUCCGCGACGGCACAGCAUGUAUCGCAAGAAAAAACUGUUUCACAUUCACUGUAAACUUGUAAUGCCGAAGAUGUAUCUGAGAAGUAUUUGUCUUGCUACACAUGCAAGACAAUGGCUUUUUAGCUGUCUUUUCCCUUAGGAAUCUCGCACGUUGGCGGAUUUUCUCUGUGAUGCAGGACAAACUUGUGAUGCAAAACUUGCAAAAUCCUUUACAGUGAAGCACUUUAUUUUUCACACGAUAGCAUGCCUACACAAUCUACUGGGACGACGAGAUGGCGCCCGCGUUCUCCCUGCCGGACAGCGUGUGGACCGCCGCCUCCGCACCGCACCCGACGGCGCUCUCCGAGCACACCUACACCCAGGUCGGGUGGUACCACCUGGUGGUGCGGG